UUUUCUGCCUCAUUUGCUGUCUGACUUCAGCUGCGAGCGGACAGUUUGUUUUUCUCAAAAUUUCCGCUUAUCUAUCAUUUUUUUUGUACAUUUCCAUAAGUCUAGCCGCUAAAUAAGCAUUAAUGCUAGAGUGUUAGAUGUGAAUAGACAACUAAGAAAGUGUAUUUGACAGUGUUUUUUUGACGCAUAACCUCGCAUUUGGUGAUCUGGAAAAAAUGGGGAAACCCGGAAAAACAUCCAAGAAGUCAAAGAAGCAUCACAAGAAGAGGAGUUCUAGUGAAGACAGUGACUCAUCUCCAGAGCCUUCGCCAAAGAGAGUGGCUCAGAGGGAGCCUGAGAACAAGCAUCAUCGCAGGCGAGACGCUUCGGACGAUGGCAAAGGAGUCUCGUCAAAAUGGGACAGCCCCGAAGAGAAUGCUUCUUAUCACAGGAGGCACCAGAAGAGGAAUUAUGAACCAUACAGACAAGAGCAGGAAGACAAUCGCCAGGCCGGAAGGCGUGGCAAUAGAGAACAGCAUGAUGACCGCAGGGAUCGGCCCGGGAAGCGUUACAGGCAUUCUCCAUCUCCCAAAUGGGACCCGAGGGACAAUCGGCGGCGGCACGAAGAGCAUCACGUGGAGGAUCAUCCACGGAGGAGCAGAGAUGAGGUUCAGGAGCGCGGCAGGAGAUAUCGGGAGAAUCGGGAGGAGAGAUUCGAAGUGCGCCGGGAGGAUCGCGAUGGACACAAGGAGAGAUUCCAUGACAGAGAAAGGAGGUGUGAUGACGGGAAGCGUAGACGAUCGGAUCAUCGCAGUCGCAGUCCGAGGCGUAAUUUUCCGCGACAGGAAGAGGACGAUCGCAAGUACGAGUGGGGAAAGCGUGAGGACAAGCCAUUUGGGGACCAGAAGGAGCCCGCAGAGAAGGAGAAGCCGAAUUUCGGGCUCUCGGGGAAGCUCACAGAAGACACAAACAAGGUCAACGGUGUGGUGAUAAAGUACGCGGAGCCUCAGGAGGCGCGCAAGCCUAAGCGUCGGUGGCGCCUGUACCCGUUCAAAGGCGAGACGGCUUUGCCCACGAUGUACAUCCAUCGGCAGAGCUGUUUUCUCAUCGGACGUGACCACAAAGUGUGCGAUUUGCGCGUGGAUCAUCCCUCGUGCUCAAAGCAGCACGCGGCGCUGCAGUAUCGCUUGGUGCCCUUUGAGAGAGAAGACGGAUCCGUGGGUAAGCGCGUGAGACCCUACCUGAUCGACUUGGAGUCCUCCAACGGGACCUUCGUAAACAACAAUCGCAUCGAGGCUCGGAAGUACAUUGAACUCCUCGAGAAGGACGUCAUCAAGUUUGGCUUCAGUUCCCGAGAAUACGUGCUAUUGCAUGAGAACAGCGUGGAAGAGACUCUGGAUGAUGAUGUGAAUCUGGAGCUGGAGCAGCAGGAGAUCAAGACAGAGCCAACAGAAUGAUAGUUGGUGAGUUUUCUCAAGUGUAUAAGUUUUUGUUGAGGUACAACAUAAUAAAAUAAGCGUGAAAGUUGA
Messenger RNA from Phlebotomus argentipes, 1508 nucleotides. RefSeq names its product smad nuclear interacting protein 1. Gene Ontology annotation, biological process: miRNA processing. The transcript is spliced from 3 exons. Gene Ontology annotation, molecular function: mRNA binding; protein binding. NCBI's taxonomy places the organism in Eukaryota, Metazoa, Arthropoda, Insecta, Diptera, Psychodidae. The record is from RefSeq and is a predicted model, not a curated record. Bases 216 to 1436 code for a protein of 406 amino acids. Gene Ontology annotation, cellular component: nucleus.